This is a messenger RNA of Pochonia chlamydosporia 170, 489 nucleotides long. RefSeq names its product scytalone dehydratase. Lineage: Eukaryota; Fungi; Ascomycota; Sordariomycetes; Hypocreales; Clavicipitaceae. Gene Ontology annotation, molecular function: scytalone dehydratase activity. The transcript has 2 exons. Bases 1 to 489 code for a protein of 162 amino acids. The record is from RefSeq and is a predicted model, not a curated record. Gene Ontology annotation, biological process: melanin metabolic process.
AUGGCCGCAGACAUUCCAUUUUCAGACUACCUUGAGAUUCACAAUCUCAUUUUCCAAUGGUCAGAAAGCUACGAUACUAAAAACUGGGAGCUCUUGCGACAGUUGCUGGCUCCUUCGAUACGCCUGGACUUUCGCGGCCUGCACGGGGCUUUACACGACCAGAUCUCUCCGGAUGAAUACGUUGCCAUCUUGUCAGACAAGAAGCUCAUCGGCGACGAAAGACUAAAGACGCAGCAUCUAGUCGGCGCAUCGAAAUGGGAGCGUGAGAGCGAUGGUGCGAUUGAAGUCGUCCUCCAGCUUCGGGUUGCGCAUCAGCGCUACACUGCCGACGAUCUCCAAGUCGUGGAAAAUAAGGGUCAUGCUCACGGAUUUGCAACGCAUAGGUACAGAAAAUUCCAAGGGGCGUGGAAACUGGAAAGUGUCGCACCCAAGCUCGUAUGGAGCGAGUAUGAUCUCUUGGGGACCCUGAAUCCAAAGGAGGACUCAUGA